This is a messenger RNA of Cuscuta campestris, 1252 nucleotides long. The record is from the annotation of a GenBank genome assembly. NCBI's taxonomy places the organism in Eukaryota, Viridiplantae, Streptophyta, Magnoliopsida, Solanales, Convolvulaceae.
UGUGGAAUAGAAUUUGCAACAGAACAUGUCCUUCCACUUCUUGUGCCUCUACUUCUCUCACAGCACCUAAAUGUCCAACAAUUUGCAAAAUAUAUGGCUUUUGUCAAGGAUAUUCUCAGGAAAGUAGAAGAGAAAAAAGGUGUGACGCUAAGCAACACCGGAGUCUCUGAGGUAAUAAAACCAUCCCCUGGCAGUGUUAUUGGGCCUCAGCAGCAGUUGGGGCAAGCAAAUAAACCCGGUGUAACCGCUCCAUCUACUACAAGAUCCAGCCCUUCUUGGGAUGAAGACUGGACUUCCUCCAGAGGACCACCUUCAGUUUCCCAGCAGUCAACCUCAUCGGCCAGCCACCCGAGCGUACCUAACCACCAUUCAACCAAUAAAAAUGACUCUGCUGCUUCUACCACCCAACCACUUCCCUCUUGUCCUGCCGUUGAUCUAGAGUGGCCCCCACGGUCCUCGCCUCUAGAAGAUUCAAAGGGAAGAAAAGGCGCAUCAAACGGUAGCAGCUUUGAUGAUAUUGAUCCUUUUGCCAACUGGCCCCCACCUCGUGCCCCUAGUGGCUCAACCGUCUCUUCAGUGCCCUUAAACAAUGGGACACCAACCUCAUCCUUCAACACCAAUGGUCCCAAUGAUGAUGCUAUGGGCAACAAAUGGUCUUUUGGCACCCCAAUGUCUUAUGAGCCGCUGAAGCAGAACCAAGGGAAUUCCUCGUUGAAUUUUGGUAGUGGUUCUCUUGGGUACAUGAAGAAAACUCACGAAUCGUCUACUUCUGAGAAACCAUCCAUGGAUAUAGGGUCCAUUUUCUCUUCCCCAAACAAGAGUGAGCAGGCCAUUGCCUCACUCAGGAUUGCCCCACCCCCAUCUACUGCCAUUGGUAGAGGAAGGGGAAGAGGGCGAGGAAGUCAAGGACAACCCGGGACUGCCAGCUCAUCAUCGCGGAAGUCUCAACCGGAGCAACCAAACCUGCUUGAUUUGCUUUAGUGAAAACCAACCAACCAUCCAUCCAUCCAUCAUGUUAUCAAAACUGAAAAGAAAAUGAGGUACAUAUUAUCCCACGCCAUGCUUAUCCUUUUGCCUUUUUUUAAAUAUAUUUUUUAUACUGAAAUCGAGAAACGAAAAAAAAGAAAAAGAAAGAAGUGUUCAUAGCAGCCGUGAGCUCAUGGAGAUUUUGCCUUUAAGAAUGUAGCUUGUUGUGGAAUAUAUGGUUCUCCUCCUCUUGAUACUUUGUGGAGCAGCAUAGCAUGGGGACAAA